This is a messenger RNA of Bombina bombina (fire-bellied toad), 3106 nucleotides long. It is a transcript of the gene PHC3, whose product is annotated as polyhomeotic homolog 3. Gene Ontology annotation, cellular component: PRC1 complex; nucleus. Bases 47 to 2965 code for a protein of 972 amino acids. The record is from RefSeq and is a predicted model, not a curated record. Gene Ontology annotation, molecular function: zinc ion binding; protein binding. Lineage: Eukaryota; Metazoa; Chordata; Amphibia; Anura; Bombinatoridae. The transcript is spliced from 15 exons.
GGCGACAUCCCAGUGAGUGAGCAAAGUCAGACAAAAUUGGCAAGCCAUGGAGAAUGAGCAAAUAAAACCAACAUCCUCUGCUUCUGCCACUUCUGGAACAUCCUCUCCAACUCAGCCUACUCCUGUCUAUAGCAGUUCAGAUCGCCAUGCUGUGCAGGUUAUCCAGCAGACCUUGAAUCGUCCUGCAAGUUCAGCAGCACAUUACCUUCAGCAGAUGUAUGCAGCUCAGCAGCAACAUCUUGUGCUACAGACAACUGCUCUGCAACAACAGCACUUAAGUAGCACACAGCUCCAGAGCCUGGCAUCAGUUCAACAGACAGGUGUUUCUGGGGAAAGAUGUUCUAUAUCGACAGUCAAUAGUUCUGAGCAAUCAAAUACCCCUCAGUCAUCAAUUAAUCUUUCUACUUCCUCUGCAUCUCCACUAAUUAUAAACCGAUCCCAGACAACCAGCUCCACCAGUAGUAGCAUUAACCAAAAGACAAUGCUGUUGGGAAGUACUUCUCCAGCCCUCAGUGCAAGCCCAGCCCAGAUGUAUCUCAGGGCACAGAUGCUUAUAUUUACACCGGGUGCAACUGUAGCUGCUGUCCAAUCUGACCUUCCUGUUACAACAACAUCAUCUUCAUCUUCCUGUCACACACCAGCGACCCAGGUUCAGAACUUAUCACUAAGAAACCAGCCCAUGGUUGAGAUGCCUUGUCCACAGAAAAGCAUGCCAAAAAUCAACAGCCAUGAUCAUCUGUCUAUUUGUCACAAAACAACUAUAACUAGUACAAAAUCCAUCCACACAGAUUCUUUGAAUGGUGAUAACACUAAAGGGGAAAAUUCUGGCUCAGAGUCUUCUGGCACAGCUGUUACGUGCACUUCCAGUUUACAGCAGCUGAUAUCACCAGUGUCAUAUGCUUCAGUUCAUCCUCUUUCUCUGGUAAAACAGCCAACAAUUCCUCUGAAUUCAGAGUCACCUAAGAUGUCCCAUCAUCCAGUUAUAUUACAGCAGCAACAACAACAAAUACGACACAGACAUCAAAUUGAAACCAUUAGUUUACACAAUCCAGCUUUAGAGGCAUCGUCUACGCAACAUUGUGUUCCACUUCAGAGUCAGACUUUUCUGUCUCAUUCACAACAAUGCACUCCUGCCUCAACUCCACAUUCCUCAUCUCCAAAUGUCACACACUCAACUCAACAGUCUGUAGUGGUGUCUCCACCACUGACUCACUCCCCAUGUCAGUCUCCUACAAUUAUUAUUCACCCACAGCCUCUCAUUCAGCCUCAGACCCCUUUACUUGUACAGUCAACUUUGACGCCAAGAAAUCGUUCACAUUAUCCUCUCCAGAGUACUUUGCAGUCAGUGCCGCAUCUCACUCUCCCAGCUGAUAUCUCACCUGUUGUGUCACCAGGAGCACAUACUGGAUCACUUCAACCACAAACUAUAAUUUCAUGUAGAGAGCAGUUAAUAUCACCAAGUACAGAGAAAGAGCAACCUGCAGUUCAGCCUCUGCCACCAUCAAUAGCAAACUCUACACAACUGUCAACAGACACAUUUCAUAUUCAAUCACUGCCUUUGCAGGCUGUGCAAGCAAUAGCAGUUCAGCCAGAAAUAUUAACACCAGGUGAAGUGCUGGUGCAAAAUGCUUUACUUUCUGAAGAAGAACUUCCUGCAGCAGAAGCAUUAGUACAGUUGCCAUAUCAGAUACUUCCAGCACCUCAGACAAUGGCAGUAAAUCUGCACAUACAACCAACCCAAGUAGAGACUCCGGUGGUUUAUCAAGUAGAGAAUGUAUGUGCAGAAAAUAUUCCAGUGGUGCCACAAGAUUGUGUACGUGUAAUUACACAGACGCCAACACCUCCAACGCUGUCUCCCGUGGCACUUCCCUUUGCAAGCGGAGAGGAGUUUACUAUAGAACAUACUUUGCAAGGUCUCCCUACAUUGGCUUCUUCAGUCAGUGCCUCCGUAAUUAAAUCUCUACCUGACACUACUCAUGCCUCAAUACCACCUCCUCCACUUCUUCUUCCAGCAGUGACAACAAGGAGUACUUGCUCUUUAAAGCCUAACAGCAUUCCAGGAAUAGACCACAAGUUUCCUCAAGCUAUUGUAAAACCUCAUAUACUUACCCAUGUUAUAGAAGGUUUUGUAAUUCAGGAAGGAAUGGAGCCGUUUCCAGUAAAUCAGUCUUCCCUGUUAGUGGAGCCACCUGUUAAAGGGCAGACACCUCUAGAUGUGCAAUUUAAGACCAUGACAGGUCUAGCACCUGAGACUGAAAACACAGCAACACUUCCUGACAACUUCACAGACAGAGAAAUGGAUGACUUAACUACUGAGGAAGGUGCUGAAGAGAUGGAAUGUAUGCUUCUGAAAUGUGAGUUUUGUGGGAAGACGGGAUAUCCCAAGACGUUCUUGAGAUCAAAGAGAUUUUGCUCUAUUUCAUGUACAAAAAGGUACAACUCAAAGGGCACAAAGCAUAUUGGACUCUUUAAAACUGGUAAACCAUGUCGAUGGAACAGAAAAAUUGAAGGAAAUAUUGGACAACGCGGAAGACAACCUAGUAAUUCAGGAGAGUUAAUUGGAGAACACUUCCUUAGACAGCUACCAACUUCCUAUUCAUGUCCAGAUGAAGCUUUAGAGGCUUCCCAAGAAGAAUCUACCCCUGUUGCAAUGACCACACGUUUACGUCGGCAAAGUGAAAGAGACCAUCAGUUGCGGUUUCUCCAAAUAAGAAAAGCAACUUCAAAUUCUGACCUGCCAGUAAAAAGAAACACUGAACCCUCUCUAUGGACAGUUGAAGACGUUUGGACAUUCAUAAGUUCUUUGCCAGGAUGUCAUGAUGUUGCAGAGGAGUUCAGGACACAGGAAAUUGAUGGACAGGCUCUUCUGUUACUUAAAGAGGAUCAUCUCAUGAAUACAAUGAAUAUUAAGUUGGGACCUGCAUUAAAGAUCUGUGCUCAAAUUAACUUGUUGAAGGAGACAUAAGUAAUGUGAAUUAAUUAAGUGAGCUGCUCUUAAAAUAGUACCAUGAAUAAAGACUUUUACUAGUAAAGGCUGUAUGCUGCAGUGAUAAGACUGAUGGAUAGACGUAAACAUGUAGCUUUCAUUUAAAUAGUGAACAUUCAG